Molecule: messenger RNA, 2592 nt
Organism: Symbiodinium sp. CCMP2592
Lineage: Eukaryota; Dinophyceae; Suessiales; Symbiodiniaceae
Source: the annotation of a GenBank genome assembly
AUGACUCUGGGUGCGCCUGGCACGCUCAAAGCUCUCCUCCUUUCGAUGCUCUUCGCGACGGCUCCAGCGGACUUUAAUGGCAAGUACGUCAUCAAGAGCGCGGGAAGCGGUCGGAGCCAUGCCUGCGGCUACUGCGCUGAAGCUUCUUCGCCAUGGGCUCUCAGGAGGCUGGGGAACAGCGGGCUCGGAUUCUUCGCAACGGCCUAUGGGGCCAUCACCGAGGAGCACAUGUGGAGAAUCCAUGACGAGGGGAACAACAGCUUUAGCUUGAGCAACGUCGUUUCUGGCAGCCGGAUUCUGGCACAGAGCGGUUUCGAAGGUGCACAAGGCUUCUUCGCAGUGGCUGAUGGUCCCGUCUACCAGAUUGGAACGAGCCGUUUUUUUCCGAGCGCUCCGUUCUUCGUACUUCAGUUUUGCCGAGCCAUGCUGGUUUCGACACCGAGGGUUGCUCCCGACGUCCCACGCUGGGAGUUCCAGGUCCAGCCACCAGAAAUGUGGAUGCAAUAUCCGGCAGACGCCAAUCGCUGCCUGGAGGAGGCGUUCCAAGCUUUGGAGUCUUCAUGCACUGUACACAUCCACCAGUACGAGUACAUCAUCAACUUCACAGAGAUGCUUCAAACGAAUCGGCAGACAGGCAAGGCCAGGACAAUUCGAAGAACAGAAGUCGCAGGUGGGCAUGCUGCACAUCCGCAGCCGGACGUCCCGCAGAACGACUCUCACUGGGAAGAGAUAAAGUCCUUGAGCGAAUUGAAGGAGCGUCUGGAGGUGCAGUUGGCUCAGGAUCAGAGGUCCCACCAGGGGGAAGUCAAAGCCCUGCAGGAUGAGAUUUGCCGCUUGACUAGCAGAUUGGAAGAUGAGCAUGCUCGGCACCUCGCUGCGGCUUCAGAGCUGCAGCAAGUCAAGGACAUGCGACGGAAGAUGAUGUUACAGAUGGGGCGCCAAGCCAUUACACGACGACCAGAUGGUUCGACGUCGGCCGUGAGCUUGCGAGAGCUGACGCCUGAGGCGGAGGAUAGUGAUUGGAUCGGGGAUCGGGUCAAAUAUGCGGCUCUGGAGCACAUUUUUCAAAGCUCUAUGGUCAGCCAUCGCCUUGCUCAAGGGUCGCAGCAAUGGUGUUCUCCACCCAAUGUUACAGUUACUCGGAUAGUCGAAGUCCAGAAUCCAGCCAGGCAGGGAUUGUAUGAAGCUGCGCGGCAGCAGGUCCUGCAGAGAGAUCCCAGUGGAUGUCCUGGCAUACCAAACAUCGAAGCGUUAAGUUGUGUGGAGCCGGGCGAACACCUGUUGUUCCAUGGUUGCCCUGUUCCCAAGUGCGAACCGAUAGCAAGGAGAGGUUUUGAUCCCCAGCGAGGGGGCGAAGCUGUCGGAGCGAUGUUCGGCAAGGGGACCUACUUUGCCCAGAACGCAUCGAAGUCCGACUUGUACACCACAUGCGCCUCAUGUGCAGACCAUGCAGAUUUUAAAUCUUGUUCACAUCCACAUGGGGAGCGGUGCAUUGUGGUGGCACGUGUGCUGCUCGGACAUAGCAUGCUUUCUACGCAAGAGAAGCUCUGUGGAAGAUCCAGAGCACCAGAGCGCGAGGACGGUGAGCCUUACGACUCUGUCACAGUGCAGACUACGGAGCAUGGUUGGCACGAAGAUGAGUCCAAUCCAUGCCCAUCUGACAAUUCGCCUUUCGAGGACCAGAAGUGGCAUCUGAUGAUGCAGGGCGACGGGGCCUUCGUGAUCAGCAACGCCAAGUCGGGCCGGAGAAUCUGGGCAGUGGAUGAGGCCACCCCUCCCACCACCACGGGGGAGAAGGAUGGCGGGGGCGUGAGCUUCGGGGCGUCGCCGAUGCUGGGCUCCGAGGGCCAGUCCUGGCAAGAUAUCGACGAGUCUGGCUUGCUUCGGGCGGAGCUUGCUGCAGAGCGGCGAAGCAAGUCCAUGCUGCUUUCGAAGGUGGAGGAGCGAGAUGCAAAGCUCGAAAUGUUCCGACGAGAGGCUGAGGCAGGAUGCCCCGCGGCUCCGCCGCAGUGGCACCAGCCAUCAGAUCUCGGACUGCUUGGAGCUUGGACUCGGACCUGGGGCGUCGACCAGACCCUCUCCUUGUACCUCCUCACAGGUUUGCUGGUGCUGGGCCUUUUGAACAUCCACCUCAACCUCCAGCUGCAGAAAGAGCGCGGUUCCGGGCAGAGGAAAGAGGUAGUUCCAAAGGCCCCAUCUGCAGCCGCCACAAGUCCUGAAGACCCUGGACAAGGUUUGGGCCAGGACUUCGGAUAUCACGUCCUGGACACGGAGGUCAAUGGCCAUUCAGUUCGGCUCAUCAAGAUCCAGUGCCCCGGUGUGGAGCAUGAGGAUGUCAACGUGGAGCUCCUCUUCAAUGGAUGCCAGGUGCGGCUCGCCCGUCGCGCCGCCUGCGGCAUCGCGGCGGCAGCGUGGGCGAAGCGUUUCGAGUUCCCUUCUCAGGAGGGAAUCUUCGAGUUCCGCGAGGAUCAGAUGCGCUUGGAGCACGGUGCCUUGAAUGGUUAUAGGGUUAUAGACGAAGCUGAUGAUCACGACCAUUUCACAGACGUUACCCUGGAUUUGCGGAAGGUGAACCCCAACCGAGCUCACUAG